Marchantia polymorpha subsp. ruderalis is the source of this 2717-nucleotide messenger RNA. NCBI's taxonomy places the organism in Eukaryota, Viridiplantae, Streptophyta, Marchantiopsida, Marchantiales, Marchantiaceae. The record is from the annotation of a GenBank genome assembly.
AGAGCCCCGUCUGAAUUCUGGCGACUCUGCUGCAGCAACUCCCGAGAGGGCUGGAUAACACAUUCAAAAGGAGGCAAAAGGAGAAAGGAGUUCAGUGUGACUUACUGACGGCGAAACUCCUGGGAAGGACGGGAGAGAAGCAUUCUCCGAUGGGGAAUACGAAUGGAAAUGAACCAGAGUCGAAGAUGAAACGAGUUUCGCUUAAGGAGCUUGCCAAUUCGGCAUUGCAAUGGACUCUUUGGAUCCUUCUGUGUUUGAUAACCUUGGUGUUUUUUGGAACUCUGAUGAUCAUGGAUACUGGGUUGGGCCAGAAAUUGGUGCUGGAUUGGUUGGCUUUAACUCAAACAGAGGCGUGGGGUGAUUCUGGAGUAUUCAUCUUGUUAUUUUCCGGCCCCAUUUUCGCUCUCGUCUUUGUUGGUUCGGUCUAUUUGUAUCUCUACCCGAGAUCAAGUGGAAGAGUGCGCAAAAGGAAGGAAGCAAGACCCAGCUUAGGAGCUCACCCAGUGAUAGUGAGUGGCCCUCUUGGGGUAGUAACAUCAGCAGAACUUUUCUGGAUAAUUGGCAUGUUGUUAUUCGCGGCUUGGAUGCUGAUCAUCUACCUCGUGAAAACCUUUCCAUCUUUGGCCGAGCAGUAUCCGGAGGCUUCGACAGCUGAAUUAUGGCAAAAGAGAGUAAAAAAGAUUGGCCUUCGUCUCGGAUGGAUUGGGGAAAUUUGUCUCGGGUUGCUCUUCUUACCUGUUUCCAGAGGGUCCAUCUUGCUUCGACUGAUAGACAUCCCGUUCGAGCAUGCAGCAAAAUACCAUGUGUGGCUGGGUCACUUUACUAUGACUCUCUUUACGCUGCAUGGUAUUUGUUUCAUCGGUCCUUGGUAUUUUGAAGGCCGCCUUGACAAAAUAUUCCAUUGGGACCCUCAUCGGAUUGCCAUCUUACCUGGAGUAAUUGCUUUGGCCGGCGGGUUGCUCAUGUGGAGUACUUCCUUUCAGUACACGAGGACACGAGCAUUUGAGCUCUUCUAUUACACACAUCACCUCUAUAUUGUCUUUGUGGUGGGCAUGGUCCUUCAUGUGGGUGACUUUGUUGUCGGUGUAGCCUUCGCGGGAAUUUUCCUUUUUGCCUUCGACAGAUUUCUGAGGUUUUGUCAGUCUCGGAAAGAAGUAGGUGUGCUCUCAGCCACACUUCUACCAUGUGGAACAUACGAGGUUGUACUUCCAAAGACUGCAGAUUUGGCUUACAACGAACUCAGUUUUGUAUUUCUCAAUGUUCCAAGUAUAAACAGACUGCAGUGGCAUCCCUUCAGUGUCUCCUCCAGUCCUGAAGAUAGUCCACAUCACAUGAGGUUGUUGAUCAAGCCUUUGGGAACUUGGACUCGUAAGCUGGGAGAAGCAGUCAGCAAGGCUGCCAUUAGCAGAUGUCCUUUGAAGCUGAACGCGGGUGUUGAAGGACCUUACGGACAUGAGAGCAGCUACUUUCUUGAAUAUGAAGCUCUCUUGCUGGUAGCUGGAGGAGUUGGUGUGUCUCCCUUUGUGGCUGUAAUCAGAGACUUGCUUCACCGUUACAAGAGGAACGAGCCAGGAUUACCUCAUGAUGUCACAUUGGUGUGGGCUGUCAAAACUCAUAAAGAGCUUCGGAUUUUAGAUUCCUUACAGCCGAUUUUGACAUAUCCAGACUACGCCCUGCAUCUGAAGCUUAACGUCAAAGCUUAUGUGACAAAAGAAUCGUUAGAGGACUUGGAAAUUGGUGAAGACGAAGUUACUCUGACCCACCUAGAAACUAUGUACGACUCUACAGCAGAACAGAGAACAAUAUCUCACUUGGUGGGAUCAGGGAACAUUUUAUGGAUAUCUGCAGCUAUUGCCGCAUCGAUUUUUGGCUACAUUCUUUUUACGGGUUUGGUGGGGGUCUUCUACUUGUUUCCAAAGGACCACAAUAGUCAUAGUGUAGUCCCCUGGUGGAUCAGAGGGUUGAUUGUCUUGGCCGGAAUGGUCGUCGGCGUAUGUGUCUUUGGGGGAAGUGUGAUCUGUAUAUGGUAUCUGUUUGGAUGUACUUCAAAGAAGAAGGCGCGUAGAGAACGAGAUGAGAGCGGAUCCAGUGAAGCUUUACUUAACGGGUCGCAUGAAGAGUUUGAGAGUUGCAACAACUUCCGCGUUCAGAAACUGAUUCAACGCUCCAAUACAGUAUAUGGAGUGAGACCUGAUCUACAAGAUAUAUUUGACUCUUGUGCUAAGCGGUUCAGUGGAAGCAAUAUUGGAGUAUUAGUAUGUGGACCGGAAGGCAUGCAAUCUAGUGUUGCCGAACAGUGUAGAGCAUUCAACACCGUACUUCACCAUCGUCACCAAACGGGUUUCAGUUAUCAUUCUGUUAGCUUUGACUUGUAAGAGUGGUAAAGAUAGUGAGUUGUAUCAUAGCUUGUAUCGUUUGUCCGCAGGGUAUAAGACAUGGAGUAGACCAAGUAAAUUAGUUAGUUUAGUAAAACUGAAGUAAUGGUAUGUCCUGUGCCCGACAUAUUGAACUAAAGAACAGGGUCCUAGGAUAUUCAUCGAUAUAUAGAGUUCAUGAGAAGAAACAUGAAGUAAAGAAUCGAAACAUGAUGAAGUGGGUGUACAGUGGACAUGUGUUCCUUAUGUUAAUGCAGUAAAUCUCCUGCUUUUAUACUUUCCACCCUUCCUGCAAACGUUUUCAUAUUCUGCGCACAGUAAAGAUUUUAACGUUGCCAGAAA